Molecule: messenger RNA, 1238 nt
Organism: Acipenser ruthenus (sterlet)
Lineage: Eukaryota; Metazoa; Chordata; Actinopteri; Acipenseriformes; Acipenseridae
Product: GTPase IMAP family member 4-like
Exons: 3
Coding region: 53-1162 (369 amino acids)
Molecular function (GO): GTP binding
Source: RefSeq, a predicted model, not a curated record
AAUCAAUACACUUGUAUUGUUCUUUACAAUACAUUACGGUUGUUUUAAAGAGAUGGCUACUGCAGGUUUAGACCCUGACACCGGACAAAGAAUCAUGGCUGCAGAACAAGAGGCUGAAGAAACUGUUUCUCAAGAGCUGCACAGCCCCCCUGAGCUGAGGAUCGUGCUGCUUGGGGGAGGCAGGGCUGGGAAGAAUGCAGCAGGAAACACCAUCCUGGGCAGGGAGGAGGGUAGAUCUGGACUAAGCCUCUGUACAGAAACAAGGGAGUGUGAGAAGAGAACAGGAGAAGUUGCUGGGAGACGGGUCACUGUGGUCAACACUCCAGACUUGUUUCACCCAGAACUACUCAAUAUUGAGAGAUGUGUUUCUCUGUCUGCACCGGGACCCCACGCUUUCCUCCUGCUGAUACGGGUGUAUCCAAAAAAAACUCCUGACACUCACCGUGAGUUAAUAGUAGAACAGGAUUGCAAAUCCUAUGAUAAAGUCCAGGAGCUGUUUGGUGAGAGAGCUGUGAGGAACACAAUGAUCCUUUUCACCUACGGGGAUUGUCUGAGAGGCAGGACAAUUAAGCAGUACAUUAAGGAAGCUGGUGAGGAGUUCCAGCAGCUUGUUGAGAAAUGUGGGAACAGAUAUCAUGUUCUCAACAAUAACAGGAGCGAUCACACUCAGGUCACACAGCUCCUGGACAAGAUAGACAACAUGGUGAAGGGAAAUGGAGGGUGCGCUUUCACCAAUGAGAUGUACCAGCAAGCAGAAAGAUGGAAUAGACUAAAGGAACAGGAGCUGAAUGAGAAACACAAAGAGGAACUGAGCAGGAAAGAAGAGGAGAUUAAACAGAAAUAUGAGGAGGAACAGUGUAGGAGAGAAGAGGAGCUGAAACAGAAAUAUGAGAAGGAACAGAGUAGGAAAGAAGAGGAGAUGAAACAUAAAUAUGAGGAAGAACAGAGUAGGAGAGAAGAGGAGCUGAUGGAGAAGUUGAGGAAGCAAAUGAAGAAAGAGAAGCCGGAGAAAGAGCCAGAGGAAUCCAAGCCGCCUAUCAGGAGAAGAGCUAGCAUUGAUUUAUCCACUCCCAACAUGUCUGGAGGAGCAGGGGCCACUCUAGAGAAACGUGAAGGAGAGACUCCCAUUGCAAACAGCCAAGCGCCUUCAAAAAAACAAUAAUAUGAGAAGAAAAAGGAGAAGGAGCUGGGGAAAGAGCCAGAGGAAUCCAAGCUGCCUGUCAGGAGGAGUAGCAUGG